Messenger RNA from Leguminivora glycinivorella, 2955 nucleotides. RefSeq lists its product as uncharacterized. Gene Ontology annotation, molecular function: nucleic acid binding. Bases 1 to 2955 code for a protein of 984 amino acids. Gene Ontology annotation, biological process: DNA integration. The record is from RefSeq and is a predicted model, not a curated record. NCBI's taxonomy places the organism in Eukaryota, Metazoa, Arthropoda, Insecta, Lepidoptera, Tortricidae. The transcript has 2 exons.
AUGGAUACAUACGUAUCGGAACAAGAAACUACUUACGACUUAAUACGGAAGAUAGGAAUAAACUUCAAAAAGCAAGGAAAAACACGCAUUACGAAAGGCUACGUACAAGCAAGAAUCGACACACUUAACGAGUAUUGGCAGAAAUUCCAGACAAACCAUUUCCAAAUUGUUAAAUAUGCAACGAGCGCUCAAAGAAAAGAACAUGUUUAUUUCGUCAACGACAUUUAUUCUGUUGGAGAAGAAGAGUAUUUUAUGAUAAAAGGAGAAUUGUCAGAUACUAUUGAUCUGUUCAACAAAUCUACCGCUGUGAGAGAGAACCCGCAACCGCAUCCGCAGAAUAACACGUCAGAUGUAAACAAGCAAUCUACGCAAGAUGUAAAACUUCCCAAAGUAAUACUGCCUCAAUUCUCGGGAAAUUAUGAAGAAUGGACAUCUUUUCGAGACCUAUAUACGUCACUCGUUCACAACAAACCAUCUUUGAGCAAGGUACAAAAACUUCAUUAUUUGAAAUCAAGUGUCACUGGUGAAGCUGAACAAUUAUUGAAGCAUCUACAAAUAACCGAGAAAAACUAUGAUGUCGCAUGGGAAACUUUAGACAAGAGGUACAACAACAAACGCAUGAUAGUGAAUACAAUCUUGAAUAGAUUUAUGAAUCAGAAGAGAGUAUACAACGGCACUUCCAAAUCUAUUAGAGAACUUCUCGAUACUACUCAAGAAUGUCUGAACAGUCUUAAAAACAACGACGUGAAGAUAAACGAGUGGGAUACAAUUGUUAUUCACAUUAUUCUUAACAAAUUGGAUGAAGAGACACGCAAACAGUGGGAAGAGGAGAUAAGCACGCUACCUGUACAAGAGUUGCCGAAACUUGAGAAGUUAACAACCUUCUUAGACACACGUUUCAGAGUGUUAGAAAUGAUUCCGUCGACAACUUAUUCGAAGGACAGAGAGAGAGCUAUCGUGAGACAAAGAUCCUUUCUAACAAGCCCCGCUACAACUACAGUACAAUGUUCCUACUGCAAGCAAGACCAUUUGAACUAUCUAUGCAAAGAAUUUGCAAAUUUAGAUGUCAACAAUAGAGUUCAACACGUCCAAAAGGAGAGACUAUGCUUCAACUGCUUGUCAUCAAAACAUAAUGUGAAAAACUGUAAAUCCAAAGUAUCCUGUCAUCAUUGCCAAAGAAGACAUCAUUCUUUACUUCAUUUUGAGAAUCAAACCGCUGAAGAGAGAGAGAACAAUCAACAAUCCACAUCGAAAGCACCCGCAUCCAAUUUAAACUAUACCAUGAGAGAAGAGUCUACCACUAAAACUUCAGAAACACCAAAACUGAGAAAUUAUCUUAUCACUCAGAGUCAUACUGCACUAAUGGCUACCGCACUAGUAAAUAUCAAGGCCGGCCAUGGUAUGCAAGUACUACGAGCACUCAUUGAUCCCUGUUCUCAAGAGUCGUUCAUAAGUGAAGCAACUGUUAGAAAACUACAACUUCGAAGAAAAACAGUUGAUGGAUUAAUUACCGGAGUGGGUAACAUGUCAACUACAAUCAAAUCCGCUACAAACAUAGAGAUUUACUCAAGAUUCGACAACAACUUCAAAGCUGACUGCACAGCCUACAUUGUUGAAGAUGUCACUGACAUAAUGCCAGAAGUCCCAAUCAAUCCACAGAAAUGGAGUCAUCUGCAACACCUGUCACUGGCAGAUCCAACUUAUCAUACACCAAGCAACAUUGAUUUACUACUUGGAGUUCAUAUCUACUCAGACAUCUUAAUGAAUGGAGUGAUUAAAGGAGAACCAGGUACUCCCAUAGCACAACAAACACGCUUGGGAUAUAUACUGUCAGGAGGUCAUUUGACAAACAACCGCACAAGAGAAUUCAAAACCAUGCAUCUGAACAUAACUUUAGAGGAGAUGGUAGAAAAAUUUUGGGAGACAGAGAGAUUAGAGUCAGAGGAAAACGACACUCUCACCCCACAAGAACUUAGAGCUGAGAAAAUACUAUCAAGAAGUGUAGAUUUCGCAGGUCCAGUCAACGUGCGCAUGAGCCCUGGACGAGGAACGAAAACGUUCAAAGCAUACAUAUGUAUUUUCAUCUGCAUGGUAACUAAAGCUAUACACAUAGAAUGUGUGAGUAACAUGACAAUGGAAGCGUUCAUGGCUGCAUUUCGAAGAUUUACAUCACGAAGAGGAUUCGUCAAAGAGAUGUGGAGCGACCACGGUACUAAUUUCAUUGCAUCGAGCAAAGAAAUACUAGAGACUUGGAGACUUGGCAAAUCAACGAUCCCAGUUGAACUAGCAGCCUUACUAGACACUGAAGGUACCAAGUGGAAGUUCAUCCCUCCUGGAUCACCAAAUCACGGGGGAUUAUGGGAAGCGGGGGUGAAGAGUUCGAAAUUCCAUCUAAAGAGAACCCUCGGAGAUACUACACCUACCUUCGAAGAAUUAUCAACGCUUCUGAACCAGAUCGAAGCUUGUCUUAACUCGAGACCCUUAUCACCGCUGAGCGAUCAUCCUGAUGACCUAGAGCCGUUGACACCAGCACACUUUCUUGUCGGAGAACCAUUAGUCACAAUACCAGAGAGAGAUUUGACUCAACAUAAAGCAAAUUCCCUAUCGAGAUGGCAAAAUAUGCAAAGAAUGUUACAGAUAUUUUGGCGAAAAUGGCAAACAGAAUUUCUUACAAGAUUACAAGAGAGACCUAAGUGGAAAAUUAGACAACAAGAGUUCAACGUCGGAGAUUUAGUGUUAAUCAAAGACUAUAGAUUACCUCCUAGUAAAUGGCUACUAGGUAGAGUGUUACUGAAACAUCCUGGAAAAGAUAAUGUUACGCGAGUCUACGACGUCCGCACAGCAACUGGAGUGUUAACUAGAUCGAUUUCGAAGCUGUGCCCACUACCAGAUGUUGGAAGAAAGGAUUCUGCUGUUCUUCAGGCGGGAGAAUGUCGUGGCCAGCAAGAAGAUUGA